AAUUCAGCAACGCGGUAGGUGGCACUUCACGAGGAAGUGUCAAAAAGUGACAACUAGCAGACGACACCAAUGAACCAGCUAUGCAAUUAGGAAAAACUUUAUUUACAUUUGUGUCUUCUCCUAUCGGAACGACUGCGAGGAUCGUGAUCUAAUAGAUCAGUAGUUACAAUAAGUAGAUGACGUUUGAAUCUCGAAAAUUUUCUCUAAUUUAUGAUCCAUUUAAAAUAUUCAAUCUAACUGCAUAUUGUUAUUUUGCUCGUGUGGUGCGUACAUAUCAUUUUAUCGUUCAGAGCUGGUCGGAUAUAAUUCCGAAAUUCUAAGUUACAAUAUUUGGCUUAGAAUUAUUUUAUCGCUAGCAUUGAAGGUGAAAAUAAAUCGAGGUUGCCGUCUUAUGAGAACUUUGAGAAUGAAUUGAAUUUUGGAAAUGAAAAUAGCAAAGUCUACUGUGAUCUUUUUGAUCUUUGUUUUAAUGCUAUCGGUAUUUGUGGCUAAUGUAGCCAAUCUUAUAAAUGUCGACUCACAUUCCGCGAACAAUACUCCACUUUACAAAGGAUUGGAUGACACAGAACCGCAAUGGCUUGCCCCCAAAAAAUAUCAAAUCACAGGAACAUCAGACAAUAUUCUAUGGUUUCUACAGGUGUCAGAUAUCCACAUAAGUAUUUUCCGAGAUCUAUCCAGGAUUACAGAGCUGAGAGAAUUUUGUGAUAUCACAGUUAGCGCCAUCAGACCCUCGGUUGUUCUUGCAUCUGGUGACUUGACAGAUGCAAAGGCAGAAAAUAAAAUGGGCUCAGGGCAGAUUCAAAAAGAAUGGGAGCAUUAUCAACAAGUUUUGCAAGACUCCAAUGUCUUGCAAAAGACCAUGUGGCUGGAUGUAAGAGGAAAUCAUGAUAACUUCAAUGUGCCUAGUUUAACUUCAAAAGAAAAUUACUACAUGAAUUAUUCAGUGCAAGGACAAAGACACCCUCGCUCGUACAUGCAUCAAAUCACAGUUGGCUCCGAAAAAUAUACUUUUAUUGCGGUUGAUGCAUGUCUAGAACCUGGACCCCGAAGGCCGUUUAACUUUGUCGGUGUUCUCACCAGUGCCGAAGCAGACAAUAUUGCAAAAUAUGUUCAGCAGGCAAGAGCACAAGGUGGAGACUAUAUAAUAUGGUUCGGACACUAUCCAACUUCAUGUAUAUUGGCACAAUGUCCUGGAGGAGUGCGAAGUAUUUUAGGUAGAUAUAGGGAAGGAAUGGCAUAUCUAUGUGGACAUUUUCACAUGCUUGGUGGCGCUGUUCCCAACAUGUACACUUUACAGCAGGCAGGAUUCCUCGAAUUGGAACUUGCAGACUGGAAGGAUAAUAGAAUGUAUCGCCUAGGAGCAAUAGAUCACGGCCAAUUCUCAUUCAUUGACUUAAAACAUCGAGAGUGGCCUGUGGCAUUGAUCACCAAUCCGAAGCACGCACUGUACAUGAUGCCACAAAAAGAGAACUUACAAUCUAUUUCUGAAUCUACGCACAUCAGAGUCCUGGCAUUCUCAAUAGCGGAAUUGAAAUCUGUGGAAGUCCAGAUCGAUGAAGGAGGAUGGUGGGAAUGUCAUCAAGUGAAAGGGCCACUUUAUGUUGUUGAAUGGAACCCCAUACUUUAUAAAAGUGGGCUUCAUCUUAUACAGGUUCGGGUGCUGGAUAAUGAUGGAAGAGAAAGAAUAACGACUCAACCAUUCUCUUUGGAUGGUACAAGAUUGUCAUUCCGAAUCUUACCGAGAAUGAUCCUUAUGUUCAACAUCAGUCACAUCUUCCAAAUUUUAUUCGGGACCAUGCUGCUUGGAUUGGUGGUUCCGUUAUGCGUACUUCGACUUUUUCACAUGCUUUGCAGAAACAACAAAAUGCAUCGGCCUAGAAUUAGGAUAAAAGUGUUCCACUGGUGGCUUAGAAAAUUGUGGAUCCUGUCUACAGUUGACCGAUUGUUCUUCCCACUAGUUUUAUACGUACUUUAUUUGCCAGUGGGUCCAUGGGCUAUCGGAGAAAUAAUAGAAAAUCGAACUGGGACAAUAUUUGCAUGGGGUACAUGGGUUGGAACAUCUUACUUACCUGGAUCUUUCACCUAUGCCUAUGGUUUCUUCCAAUUAUUCUCCUUUCAUUUCCCCCUUACAUUAAUCCUUGCUCAUCGAGUCGACCAGAGGCUACAUCUCAUGGAAAAACCAUCGAGGAAACCCCCUACGGUACUUGCUUUAUUAGGGAGGCAUACACUCUUCACGGCACUGAUAAUUAUGCAGACAAGUAUGGUCUACUUUUUCUGGUUGGCAUAUGGAACUCUUGCCAUGAUUCUCGGCCCGAUGCGUACUUGGAGUAUAGUCUUGGCCAUUGUUCUAUGGUACCAGGCCAAUAGGAUGCCGGAAAGUUGUUUGAGGAGUGCUUCGAUAGUAUGGUCGUCUAGAAGUAGCGUAGUACAAAGCACCGAGAACGAAAAUGUGGAGCAUCUCAGUAGUGACAAAUAAGGUUUGAGAUCGGUCUACCAAUUUAUUCUUCGAGUUGAUAUGCAAGGGUUUAAACAAUCAAUAAUUUUAUCACAUCACAUCAAUUGAUGGCAUCCAUUGGUGCCCAGAGUCUAUGUAUACAUGUGAGACACACCAUUUCUUAAAUAUUACCUUGGAUUGUUGAAUCAAAUUAAUAUGUUCUUCGACUUUUCUUAACUGAUGUACUUAAAUCAGAAAAAUUUUCAAGUAAUGAUUGUUGUAAACUUCAUAAUUUCGUAAAUUGGGUUAAAGAUAAAGUUAUACCGAUUUGCACAAUCUGUUACUAUAACCAAUGUUACUUAAUUACAUGAAGUAGAUGUAGAUGUACUACAUAUUUAUGAAUAAUUCCGGUAGAUGAAAGUGAUUAAGUCCCAAAAAUUCAAUAAUCAGAAUUUUUCUGAAAUGAAGCCAAUGGACAAGGGUUGUACCAGAUAAAUUCAGUAUGUGUGAACUUGAAUGCAUGAAUUGACUAAUUCGUAUAAAAGUAACCAUUAUCAGUGUUACUUUUGUUACGUAUAUUUUACAAGCUGAUACAUCUAUCGUCUUGUGGUUGGAUUGUUACAUUCUGUUUUUCAUCUGUGAAAUAUCUGAGCUACAUCAAUGAGAUAAUCCUGUUGGCAAAUCAUAAAUACGUGCAGAACAGUUAGAUAUGUCAGUCCUAUUACUACAUCGUUGAUAUGUCAUAAAUCUGCCAAAAUGCAUGUGCCUCAUCUAUCAUUCAAGCGAUGAUAAGUUAUGAUUACAUAGCUACUAUAAAGCUGCAAAGGAAUACGUACGUACUUCAUGAUAAACUGAUCAUCACCAAUAUGCUAAAGAAGUAACACUUAAAUGUGAAUAUAAAUCUUAUUUCAUCAAACCAGACGAUAACAAAAGUUGAUAUCAGAAUUAUACAGCUCACAUGUAACGUAGCUUAUUCUGUAUCAAAGUGUAAUACGAUUUGAUGAAUCGAUAAAAGUAUCGAUGCUUCUUUUGGGAGAGGCACUGAGUAAUGAACGAUAAUUGCGGAAUAGUAAAUAUUUUCUAAUGAAAUUUAGAUUGAUUGAUGUUAGGAGUAAAUAGAGUCGAAUACAAUCCUUGAAACAGCUA
Molecule: messenger RNA, 3580 nt
Organism: Athalia rosae (coleseed sawfly)
Lineage: Eukaryota; Metazoa; Arthropoda; Insecta; Hymenoptera; Athaliidae
Product: transmembrane protein 62-like
Exons: 13
Coding region: 425-2476 (683 amino acids)
Molecular function (GO): hydrolase activity
Source: RefSeq, a predicted model, not a curated record